UCUAACAACAGUCCAAAACAUUUCAGAGAAAAUUGUACGAUGCUACAAAAAAUGUUAUAAUUAAAUUUACUUUAUUAAUUCAACAAGUGUUAUUUGUUCAACAUUGACUAAAAACAAUUUUUUUUUAUUAAACACUGUAUAAUCUGUAGAGUUGUGCUCUCGUGUUCCAUUGCUACACUGAAUCAAAUAAGACGAAGCUUUCCUAACCAAACAUCUAUUUAAGAAUUUACAAGACCAGAGUUUAACAAAAAGUAUCUCAAAAAUGUCAGAUGAAAACCAAAAUACGAGCCCAGCAGUUGAAGACUCUAGUCUAAAACGCCGAGCUGCAGAAUCUGGCAGUGAAGAGGAAUGGAUUGGACCCCUACCUUCUGAAUCUGCCAAGCCAAAGAAGAAGAAGUUUCUUCCGUACGAAAAAAUCUAUUUGGAAAAUCUACCCAAUGCCGAGAGCUACGAGAAAAGUUACAUGCACAGAGACGUCAUAUCGCAUCUUGUAUCAACGAAAACUGAUUUCAUCAUAACCGGCAGUGUGGAUGGCCACAUCAAAUUCUGGAAAAAAGUCGAAGAGGGAAUCGAGUUUGUUAAACACUUUAGAAGUCAUCUCAUGCCUAUCAUAUCGUUGGCUACAAACAGCAAUGGAACUCUUUUAUCAUCUGCCUCAUCCGACAAAUGUGUUAAAGUUUUUGAUGUAGUCAACUUUGAUAUGAUCAGCAUAAUAAAGUUAGAAUUUACACCAUUGUGCACAGAAUGGAUUCAUUCCCCUGGCGAUGCAAUUAAUAGUCUUGCUGUAACUGAUAAGGACUCGAAUAAAAUUUAUAUUUAUGAUGGUCAUGGAAAUGGAGAAGCAUUGCAUGUUCUAGACAAAUUACAUUUAGCACCCGUGGUUUCCAUUUGCUAUAAUCCUGCAUUUUCAACAGUUAUUUCUAUAGAUAAGAAUGGAAUUUUAGAAUAUUGGAUGAAUUCAAAAUAUGAUUACAAAUUUCCAUCGAAAAUAGUUGCUUUCGAAUCCAAACUGGAUACAGGACUUUAUGAAUUCUCCAAAAACAAAACACGUGUUACGGGUUUGGCAGUAUCAAAGUGUGGAAAAAAAUUUGCUGCUAUUUCAACCGAUAGAAAAGUUAGAGUAUUCAAAUUUAUUACUGGAAAACUCAUCAGAGUAUUCGAUGAAGCUCUGAUUCGUUUCCAAGAGAUUCAAAAAACAACAAAUGCUCUUCCAAAUAUGGAAUUUGGCAGAAGGAUGGCUACAGAGCGUGAUCUAGAGAAGUCAGAUCACUUUACGAAUAGUAACAUAAUUUUUGAUUACAGUGGGAAUUUCAUUAUGUACCCAACAAUGCUUGGUAUUAAAUUGGUUAAUAUUGAAACCAAUCGAUGUAUCACAAUAUUGGGAAAAACAGAUAAUAUAAGACCCCUUAAUAUUGCAUUGUUUCAGGGGAAAGCUAAAAAGACUAAAGCAGCAAUAACCAUUGAGCAAGAAGCCAGCGAUAAUCCAACACUUCAGUCAUUAGCGAAUGAUCCAACUUUAUUUUGUACGGCUUACAAAAAACCUCGAUUUUAUCUGUAUAGCAGACGUCUUCCCUCAGAUCUUCAAGAUGUGGAUAGAGAUAUUUUCAACGAAAAACCGUCCAAAGAAGAUAUUAUUGCAGUACCUGAGGGCCAAGGUAGCCAAAGAGUCUACGAAAAUGUCAUUCUGCACACUACUAUGGGUGAUAUUCAUAUAAAACUUUUCCAUAAGGAAUGUCCAAAAUCUGUUGAAAACUUCUGCGUUCACAGCAAAAAUGGCUAUUACAACGGUCACAUUUUUCAUAGAGUCAUAAAAGGUUUUAUGAUUCAGACUGGAGAUCCCACAGGCACAGGAACGGGAGGCCAAUCGAUAUGGGGUCAUGAUUUUAAAGAUGAAUUUGUGCCAAGCCUUAAGCAUGAUCGACCAUACACCGUAAGCAUGGCGAACGCCGGCCCAAAUUCAAAUGGCAGUCAAUUCUUUAUAACAGUUUUGCCAACACCUUGGUUAGAUAAUAAACACACAGUGUUCGGACGUGUCUUUCGGGGGAUGGAAGUUGUUCAAAACAUUUGUAACUCAAAGACAAAUCCCAAAACAGAUAAGCCUUAUGACGAUAUUAAAAUUAUUUCAAUGUACUUGAGCAAUUGAUGGGAAAUAAACAAACUAACAAAAAAAAAACGUUUUUAAAAGUGAAACCGAGCUUAUUGCCACUCCUCCUGCAUUUUCCCAUCUCC
Eupeodes corollae is the source of this 2229-nucleotide messenger RNA. Its product is annotated as peptidylprolyl isomerase domain and WD repeat-containing protein 1. Gene Ontology annotation, molecular function: peptidyl-prolyl cis-trans isomerase activity; protein binding. NCBI's taxonomy places the organism in Eukaryota, Metazoa, Arthropoda, Insecta, Diptera, Syrphidae. The transcript has 12 exons. The record is from RefSeq and is a predicted model, not a curated record. Gene Ontology annotation, biological process: protein peptidyl-prolyl isomerization. Bases 263 to 2143 code for a protein of 626 amino acids.